Chiloscyllium plagiosum (whitespotted bambooshark) is the source of this 904-nucleotide messenger RNA. The record is from RefSeq and is a predicted model, not a curated record. Lineage: Eukaryota; Metazoa; Chordata; Chondrichthyes; Orectolobiformes; Hemiscylliidae.
GUUGAAUUAGUUGUCAUUCAGAUUGGGUCGCCGCUAUUGGCGGUUCCCUUUGCCCUGGUCGAUGAGGUUUGACGGUGAUGCUUAGAGACAGAUGUCGGUAGUCCAGCAUUGAGCUGGUAAAGUGGUGGCUUUACCUGUGUUGGUAUUUGACCUUGGGAGUUAAAGCGAGGAGGCAGUUCAGGCGCUACUGGACUGAUGAGUGAUGGCUGGACUUAUCAAUUUCCAGAAUGAAGCAGAAGUGAGAGAGUUUCUGGAUAAUUUAGGCAUCGAGUAUACUUAUCAGUGUUACAGAGAGAAAGAUCCGGAAGGGUGUCAAAGGCUUGCUGAUUACUUGGAAGGGAUUAAAAAAAAUUAUGAAGCAGCUGCUCAGGUAUUGAAACACAACUGUGAGGAAAACCAGCACGGAGAAAGUUGCUAUAAACUUGGCUCUUAUUAUAUAGUUGGAAAAGGUGGAUUACAACAAAAUCUGAAGACUGCCUACGAAUGCUUUGUUAAAUCAUGUGAAAAAGAUGGUAAGAAGUCAGUUGAUGCUUGCCAUAACGCUGCAUUGUUAGCUCAUGAUGGACAAGUAUUCGAUACGAAACCAGACUCUGUGAAAGCCAGAGAUUACUACACCAAAGCUUGCAAUGGAAAUUUUGCACCCAGCUGUUUCAACCUAAGUACCAUCUACAUCCAGGGAGCAUCAGGAGUGACCAAGGAUAUGGGCAAGGCCCUAAAAUAUUCUCUGAAAGCAUGUGAUCUAGGGCAUAUCUGGGCAUGUGCAAAUACAAGUCGAAUGUACAAAUUAGGAGAGGGUACACCUAAAAAUAAUGAAAAAGCUGAACUUUUCAAAAACAGAGCAAAGGAAUUGCAUAAGGAGCAAAAGGAAUUUUCACAGCAAUUAAAGUUUGGACAGUAAAAUCAA